This is a messenger RNA of Symphalangus syndactylus (siamang), 1121 nucleotides long. It is a transcript of the gene ZCRB1, whose product is annotated as zinc finger CCHC-type and RNA binding motif containing 1. NCBI's taxonomy places the organism in Eukaryota, Metazoa, Chordata, Mammalia, Primates, Hylobatidae. Gene Ontology annotation, biological process: mRNA splicing, via spliceosome. The record is from RefSeq and is a predicted model, not a curated record. Gene Ontology annotation, molecular function: zinc ion binding; RNA binding. Gene Ontology annotation, cellular component: U12-type spliceosomal complex.
GGAUCUCAAACAGCCGGGAAGAGGCACUGUGGCUGCUACCAUCUGCUCUCCGCGCCUGACCCCUCCCAGGACUCGUGAUGCCAAGGCCGCUGCGAGCGGCUACGAAGAGUCGGGGUUGAGCCCCAGCUGAGCCGAGGGCUCGCACUCUUCUGGUCUCCCAGGCCCAACCCACCUGAAGAAAUGAGUGGUGGAUUGGCUCCAAGUAAGAGCACAGUGUAUGUAUCCAACUUGCCUUUUUCCCUGACAAACAAUGACUUGUACCGGAUAUUUUCCAAGUAUGGCAAAGUUGUAAAGGUUACCAUAAUGAAAGAUAAAGAUACCAGGAAGAGUAAAGGGGUUGCAUUUAUUUUAUUUUUGGAUAAAGACUCUGCACAAAACUGUACCAGGGCAAUAAACAACAAACAGUUAUUUGGUAGAGUGAUAAAAGCAAGCAUUGCUAUUGACAAUGGAAGAGCAGCUGAGUUCAUCCGAAGGCGAAACUACUUUGAUAAAUCUAAGUGUUAUGAAUGUGGGGAAAGUGGACACUUAAGUUAUGCCUGUCCGAAAAAUAUGCUUGGAGAACGUGAGCCUCCAAAGAAGAAAGAAAAAAAGAAAAAAAAGAAAGCUCCUGAACCAGAAGAAGAAAUUGAGGAAGUAGAAGAAAGUGAAGAUGAAGGGGAGGAUCCUGCUCUUGACAGCCUCAGUCAGGCCAUAGCAUUCCAGCAAGCCAAAAUUGAAGAAGAGCAAAGAAAAUGGAAACCCAGUUCAGGAGGCCCCUCAACAUCAGAUGAUUCAAGACGCCCAAGGAUAAAGAAAAGCACAUAUUUCAGUGAUGAGGAAGAACUUAGUGAUUAAAAUCUUGCCCUAGCACAGUAAUAAAAAUCAAGAUUUGUUAGUAACAAUCUUGAAGAGCUAAUUUUAAUAAAAAUAAGAAAAGUUAAUACUAUCAUGUUAAUACUAUUAUUGUCAUCCCAAGAAAAAAGAUAUUUUAAAAAUUUAUUUGAAAAGAUCAUUAUAAGGGCUUUAUUCAUGCCUGAUUUGUUUACAUGAGGACUUCUGAAAUUAAUCCUUAAAACAAACUUCCUGAAACUGAAAAGUUGAUUGAUUUAUUGUUACUUAUGUUAAUAAACUUUUCAAGAGAA